Messenger RNA from Parnassius apollo (apollo), 351 nucleotides. The record is from the annotation of a GenBank genome assembly. Lineage: Eukaryota; Metazoa; Arthropoda; Insecta; Lepidoptera; Papilionidae.
AUGAAUAAUUGCAUAAACUCCAAUAGCGGUUUAGACCGUUGUUUGGAGGCCACAGCUUUGGAAGUUUCUGAAUUACUCACAGGAUAUUCAGCCAGUUGGUCUAGAGAAACAAUACGUACCUUGCUUCCAUUACAGAGCUUUAGAUAUAUGUUACCAUCUUGUGUCCAACACCUGUGCAUACCAUUAUGUUGUUGUGACGUGGAGAAUACUGCUUGGCUCGAAUUCGAAGCUCCUAGCUGCAACAAAGAUGAAGGUCCAGGCUGCAAAGGUGCGGGUGUGGGCUGCGACAAAGGUGAGAGUACAGGCUGCAGUACUGUUUGUGGCUGUGAUUCAGGUGAAUACUUAGAAUAA